This is a messenger RNA of Lycium ferocissimum, 1729 nucleotides long. Its product is annotated as serine/arginine-rich splicing factor SR34A. NCBI's taxonomy places the organism in Eukaryota, Viridiplantae, Streptophyta, Magnoliopsida, Solanales, Solanaceae. The record is from RefSeq and is a predicted model, not a curated record. Gene Ontology annotation, molecular function: mRNA binding. The transcript is spliced from 14 exons. Bases 644 to 1471 code for a protein of 275 amino acids. Gene Ontology annotation, cellular component: ribonucleoprotein complex; cytoplasm; nucleus.
UUAAAAGAAACCAAAGUAAAAAUCCUGUUCGCUUUAUAAGCAGAAAAGCCCUAAAAUUAGGAAGCAUCUAGAAGAAGAGUGCAGCACCAGGAGAGAGAACCCGAUAAGAAGCUGAUCGCCAAUUUCAUCAUCAAACCAUAAUUGGAAUUCCAGAUUUCAAGCGCUUGGAACAAAAAUGAGCUUUGGAAUCAUACAUAGGGAUGUAUUUGGGGAGUGGGACAAGUCAGGGUGGAGUAUUUGGGUUUUAUGUAUAGUUGAAGGUUCUUCCUCACUCAGAAGAGCUAUCAUCUGCAAAAUAUAUUGAGUGGAUGAGGAGAUCAAAAUUAAUUCAAAUAGUUUUUUGCUUUGGAGCAUCUUGGAGCAUAUGAGCAAUGGAGCUUGUGGAACAUAGCUUAAUUGGGGAUUGCUCUCUUGGUUUAGUUUUUCUGUUUGAAUCUAGUAUUUUGGAGCAUCACGGAGCAUUUGAGCAAUGGAACUUUUGGACAUAGCUUAACUUGGGGAUUGCUCUCUUGGUUUAAUUUUUCUGUUUGAAUCUAUUAUUUUGGAGCAUCACGGAGCAUUUGAGCAAUGGAGCUUGUGGAGCACAGCUCAAUUGGAGGAUUGCUCUCUUGUCUUGCAGUGAAUUAUCCCUUCAUUGCCGAGAAUGAGUGGCCGUUUUUCACGCUCAAUCUACGUUGGCAACCUUCCAGCAGAUAUAAAGGAAUGGGAAGUUGAAGACCUAUUCUACAAGUAUGGUCGUAUAUUGGAUAUUGAGUUGAAGAUUCCACCUCGUCCUCCUUGCUAUUGUUUUGUGGAGUUUGAAAGUUCUCGAGAUGCAGAAGAUGCCAUCAGGGGUAGAGAUGGCUACAAUUUUGAUGGUUGUCGGCUGAGGGUUGAGCUUGCUCAUGGAGGAAGAGGGCCAUCAUCUUCAAGUGAUCGCCGAGGCAGCUACGGAACCAGUGGUGGAGGAGCGCGUUAUGGCGUUUCUCGACAUUCUGAUUACCGAGUUAUUAUUCGAGGUCUUCCAUCUUCCGCUUCCUGGCAAGAUUUGAAGGAUCAUAUGCGGAAAGCUGGGGAUGUGUGCUUUGCUGAAGUUUCUCGUGACAGUGAAGGAACCUUUGGCUUGGUUGAUUACACAAAUUAUGAAGACAUGAAGUAUGCUAUAAGAAAACUUGAUGAUACUGAGUUCAGGAAUCCUUGGACAAGAACCUACAUCCGGGUAAGAGAAUACAAGGGUAGUCCUUCAAGAAGUCGUAGCAGGAGCAGGAGCAGGAGCAGAAGCAGAACUCCAAGGAGGAGUAGGAGCAGAUCACCUGCCCGUUCAGUUUCGAGAUCACCACCGCCAAAGUCUAGAUCUGCAUCUCCAGUUAAGUCGACCAGGUCCAGGUCAAGGUCAGUGUCCAGAUCAAUGUCAAGGUCGAGGUCUAGGUCUAGGUCACCGUCAAGGUCCCGAUCGGCAUCACCACGGCAGGCACGAUCAAACAGUGGCUGAUGCAAGAUUUGUUUAGUGGUGUUCUCCUCUUGAAAGGAGAAAUUGGAACUAUGUACUUAUUUUGAUUAGGAAUCUGCUAUGGACUAGAGCUGUAUUAAAGGCUGGAACCUUUGGAGGUCUGUCCUAGUAAUGUGUUUUCUUAUCUGAGAGCUAUGCAGUAUCCUGUUCUCUCGGCUGUCAGUAGUGUAUGGUUUAUUAAACAUGUAGGAUUUACUUCUGCUAGUGAUUUUGCUGCUUAAUGGAGUUCUGAUUAUUAAA